This is a messenger RNA of Talpa occidentalis (Iberian mole), 2384 nucleotides long. RefSeq names its product family with sequence similarity 217 member A (gene FAM217A). The record is from RefSeq and is a predicted model, not a curated record. The coding region runs from base 221 to 2080 and encodes 619 amino acids. The transcript has 8 exons. Lineage: Eukaryota; Metazoa; Chordata; Mammalia; Eulipotyphla; Talpidae.
AGCUGCUUCUUACCCUCUUAUGCAAAUGAACACCGAGGAGACAAAGUAAACAAAGCAAAAUGCUCCUGCCUUAGCUUUCCUGCUGGAUGCCACUCUUUAUCGUGGACCCAGAGCAGAACCCAGCACAAGUUCUAAAUAAUCCUCCACCAGCACCAAAUUUGAUAGCUCUGCCCCAAGCAAGAGAGAAGCUGCCAAGAACUACUCCCACAUUUGGGGACAGAUGCCAAUAGUAAGGUUUACCGUGGCCACUCCUGCAACAGGCACAGCCACUGAGGCAGGUUCAUCACAGCAGGUUCAUCUCUCCUCCAUGAACUGGCAGAAGGCUGUUGUGUCUCCGGAGCACCUUCCCCUCUGCCAUGGUGGAUGUGACAAGAUCAGCUGGCUUCCAGAUGGCAAGGUGUUCAGCAACGUUCAAAGGGAGAAGAUCAUCUCCAAGUUUCUUAAAGAGAGCGUUCUAAAGAGAGUGUUCCGUGCCAAGCAGGCGCCCAGCUACCAGAAAGAGGAGUCCAGCCACAGCUUUCCUGGCACCAGAAAGAUUUUAAGGGAACACAGGACCAGCUACAGCAAAAUGGGGAGAAGAAACGGGGAGACCGGUGGCACCAACCUGCGGGCCUCAGACAUCUCUCAUGAGAAUUUACCUCACUGGAGCCUGGAUUCAGAAGGACCUGUGUCUGAAAAUAAAAACCACCUCCCUGGAAGGGAGAGUGCAGCAGGUGGCAAAAUUAACAAGAACCAUCUGGAAAUUCCAAUAGAGCAAAUGAUGCUAGACCUUAAUUUGUCAGAGCCUGCUCACAAAAUAACACAGAAUAGUAAACAAGGGUCAUUUCAGUUAUGGGGUUAUCCUCUUAACGAAGGAAGUGCCACAGAGAACAGGGAUUUCAAGAAAUCUUCAAUGGAGACUGGCUUUAAUGUAACCAAUAAUUCCAUAAGGCUGUUUACGAUGAACGACCCUCUUAGUGCCUCAGUUGAUAAGCAAAUUGGUUCCUACCCUAGUCUGCAGAUGCCUUUAGGUCUCUGCUGGCCCUACGCUGACGGAGACUUUUUUAAGGACAGAAUGGAACCUCGCCUUACUUUGUAUUCAACUGAAGACAUCAACAGUGACAUUUUCUCUCCGCUGAACUGGAAUUUGAAAUAUGGAAACAGCAGCGUGGAAGAAAAUUUAACAGAUGAAAGCGAUUUAUCAGAAAAUGAAAAAGCAAAUGACACUUUACUGAGCUAUUUUAAAAAGAUGGACCUGAACUUAAAACCAGAGACAAUAGACACCGUUGAAGAGCCUUUCACAGAGGAAUCGAGUGAGGUAUUCCCGUAUCCUGAUUUUCUCCCUCCUCCUUUCAACACCCUGGACUUGCACAAAUUGGCCCUUUCAAAAUCUGAGAGUUGGAAAGGGACCAUGGAACCUGCAGAAAGCUCUGUUGAUCGCUUGAUAACCCGUUUACUGGAAAUGGAAAGAUUACAACACUUGACUGUACAAAAAGAGCGGCCAAGGCUGCCCUCCACCUUCUGCACCCUGGCAGUUAAUGAACGACCGUCUUCCUCCAAAGCUCUAUCCAAAGGGAGACAGCCAAAGCUUUCUGACUCUUUAAGUCUUCAGACAAUGGGUAUAGAUAAAAAUCGAGAAAAAAGGAAAAGCAGUUCUGGUCCUUUCAGCCUGGAACAAAAUGCUGCAAAAUGGAACUGGAGCAAUGCUGGGAAAUACAAGUGGAGUUCUAGGCCAUCUCUAAAAAGCUCCACCUCUGCGAAACAAUUGAUUGCAACUUACAAAGACUUCAAGAGUCCCAAAAGUUCCAUUUUAAUUCCAUGCCAAGAACUCUCUGCUAAGCAAGUGACUGCCCAGACAACUCCAUCACUGGUUAAAAUGGUCUCGGCUAGAUGUCUGCCACCGAGGUCUCCGGUCCAUGUUUCACCCCUCCCUCUGUCUUUUCCCGAAAACCAGAGGGAAGAAAUUAAGGCAUCAAGGACCAAAAAGAAACUUUACCGAAAAAAUAUAGCAUUGGACAGACCGUUCUAUAUUCAGAAGCUAAACUGUCUGUCACCAUCAUUUAUAGUGAAGGAUAAGUGCUCACCCAUUAACCAAAAGUAACACUGUUCUUCCAUGUGAGCACAUCUGUUCCAAGAAGUCCGGCUAAAAUAUGGUUCAUCAUGCAGAAGAUACAGGUAAUAAAAUCACACACAAAACAAUUGCUCCAUAUGAUACAGAGUGGGGCUUGUGAGAAUCUCUGCUGAGAUGUCUGUGUAGACCCUGGCGCUCCUAGACGGGGAGAGGGGACAUCUUUUGCACGUUAUGUUGCAGAGAAGUGUUCACUUAGUAAACUAAGGCAUUUGAGUCAAAAGAUUAUUUGUUUCCAGUUGUAACUCUGUCAUCAAUAAAUGGUAUAAAUAAAGUA